UGCAGGUGAGUGAGGAGCGAAGAAUUGGCCAAAGAGGUCGACAAAGAGACAGAGGGAGCAGAAUAGAAAUGUACAGAUGUUGGUUGACAGACCAGUGCAACAAGGGGGUUAGAUCAGAAGCGCAAUUGGGGGGCAGGAGAUAAGACUUCAGCAAGCAGGUAGAGCAGAUGCUGGAGGGAAAGGGCAUAGUUGGAAGAUAACGGACAAAGAGUGCAUAUGUAGUAACUGGAACGGAGUGGGUUAAGGUGGAGAAGGUACAAAUAGAGUGGAGGUAGCAGGCACAUGUAUGACAUGGAGCGCAGGUAGACAUGGGGUUCAGGUAAGUCGUUGACAUAGUUAUGGGAUUUCGUUAUGGUCCGCUGGAUAAUGUGUUAGAGAAAGCAGGAGAUAAGGAAGCGCCAGGGCAGACGCAGAGUAGGAAGGAAGCAAAGAGAAGUGACAGUGCGAGGAGGGCAGUUGGCUCCACUCCGGGUUAUGAGCGUAUUAGCGCUUUCCUCUUCCCACCCAGAGGGGAGGAGACAGCUGCUCAGGCUGUGAGACAGCGCGGGACAGGGGCAGAGAGACAGUCCGAUAGACUGCAGGAUAACGCCCCCGGCAGCCUGACAGAGAACGCUGAGCGCACAAGUAGCUGCCGGGGAGAAAGAAGUGUCUGCGAUCCUUGUGUCGGGAGCCCGGGGCGGUGUCUCACAUGGCAGUUGUCGGGGAGACUGGGGAAGCGCUGUGAUAUCGAACGAUUGUCUUAAGUUAUUGGAGCCGAUGGCGUACACAUAUACUUCCUCCCCCUCAGGCCCUGUUGGGAGUCAGUACUGUGUCUAUAGGGUGGAACUCUCAGUCUCCUGCCAAAAUCUUCUGGAUCGAGAUGUGGCUUCUAAGUCUGACCCAUUUUGUGUUUUAUUUCAGGAAGUUAAUGGGAAAUGGUCUGAGAUUGACAGAACUGAAACAACAGUAAACAACCUAAAUCCCGUGUUUGCCAAAAAGUUCACCAUCAACUAUCACUUUGAAGAGGUGCAGAAAUUGAAACUUGGCUUAUUUGACCAGGACAAGUCAAGCACCCAGCUCUACGAGCAUGACUUCCUUGGGGAAUUCUCAUGCACACUUGGAAUGAUUGUAUCCAGCAAGAAGAUAACACGACCUCUGAUUCUGGGGAACGGAAAGCCAGCAGGGAAGGGAGUCAUAACGGUAAUUGCCCAGGAACUGUCUGAUAACAGGGUUAUAACACUGUACAUGGCUGGGAGGAAGCUGGACAAAAAGGACCUGUUUGGAAAGUCCGAUCCGUUUUUAGAGUUUUAUAAGCAAGGUGAUGAUGGAAAAUGGAUGCUGGUCCAUAGGACAGAGGUUAUAAAAUACACUCUGGACCCAGUAUGGAAGCCAUUUACAGUUCCUUUACAGUCUUUGUGUAAUGGAGACAUUGAGAAGCCUAUCAAGGUUGUGUGCUAUGACUAUGAUAACGAUGGAGGACAUGAUUUUAUUGGAGAAUUUCAGACCACUGCGAUCAAAAUGUGUGAGGCUCGUGAUUUACAACCUGUAGAGUUUGACUGUAUCAAUCCAAAAAAACAGAAGAAAAAACGAAGCUAUAAAAAUUCUGGAAUAAUAAUUAUUAAAUCUUGCAAGAUAACAAGAGAUUACUCAUUUCUUGAUUAUAUACUUGGAGGAUGUCAGCUAAUGUUUACAGUUGGAAUCGAUUUCACUGCAUCAAAUGGAAACCCUCGAGAUUCAUCAUCUCUGCAUCACAUUAACCCCAUGGGAACUAAUGAAUACCUGUCUGCACUAUGGUCUGUUGGACAGAUUAUUCAGGAUUAUGAUUCUGAUAAAUUGUUUCCUGCUUUGGGGUUUGGUGCACAGCUUCCACCUGAUUGGAAGGUGUCUCAUGAAUUUGCCAUAAACUUUAAUCCCACAAGUCCCUUCUGUUCAGGAGUUGAAGGAAUUAUAGAGGCUUACUCUGCUUGUUUACCUAGCAUACGGUUUUAUGGACCAACAAACUUCUCUCCAAUAAUCAACCAUGUUGCGCGAUUUGCUGCCCAAGCAGUACAGCAAGAAGCGGCAGCGCAAUAUUUUAUCCUGCUCAUUAUAACAGAUGGUGUCAUAAGUGACAUGGAUGAAACUCGACAUGCUAUUGUACAAGCCUCCAAGCUGCCUAUGUCCAUUAUAAUCAUUGGGGUAGGGAACGCAGAUUUUUCUGCUAUGGAGUUCCUAGAUGGAGACAACAGAGUCUUGAGAUCUAACACUGGCGAAGAAGCAUCACGUGAUAUUGUUCAGUUUGUGCCAUUCCGGGAAUUUCGCAAUGCACCCAAGGAAACUCUGGCUAAAGCGGUUCUAGCAGAACUUCCACAGCAAGUGGUAGACUAUUGCAAGAACCAUAAUCUGCCUCCUAUUAAGUCGGACAGUGUUUAGCUGUUCCCUAAAACUGCCCACAAGCAAUGAGACAGGCAUUCAUUACUUACAUUUACCCACCAUGACAAAAUGUGGAAGUACCUCACUGCUUGCCACAUUGUGAGGACAUCACCCUCAGAACAAAGAUCUGCAAUUGCGU
Molecule: messenger RNA, 2530 nt
Organism: Xenopus laevis (African clawed frog)
Lineage: Eukaryota; Metazoa; Chordata; Amphibia; Anura; Pipidae
Gene: cpne2.S
Product: copine II S homeolog
Exons: 16
Coding region: 757-2391 (544 amino acids)
Biological process (GO): cellular response to calcium ion
Cellular component (GO): cytoplasm; plasma membrane; nucleus
Molecular function (GO): calcium-dependent phospholipid binding
Source: RefSeq, a predicted model, not a curated record